Molecule: messenger RNA, 2876 nt
Organism: Lotus japonicus
Lineage: Eukaryota; Viridiplantae; Streptophyta; Magnoliopsida; Fabales; Fabaceae
Product: protein OBERON 3
Exons: 2
Coding region: 318-2732 (804 amino acids)
Cellular component (GO): nucleus
Source: RefSeq, a predicted model, not a curated record
AAGUUGCAGUCAAAAAAGAGGAUCUCUCUCCACUUGAGAGCAAUUCUCUCCAUUUUCAAGGGAUAAGACUGUCAUUCCCAAAUGCAGAAAAGCAUCGCCGUUUUUGCAUAAACAAUGUGAACACAUGAAAACUCAAAAUCCAGCCGUUGCUUCUUCCUGUGCUGCAAUCAUGUCUCUGUCUCUGUGUUUCUCAAUAACCAAACCAAUCCAACAUCAAACUUGAGAUUCUCAAAAUCAUAUAGCCUUGGUUUUCUCUCUGUCUCUUCUCUUUCUUUGUGAAAUCUCUCUCUCUUUCUCUCUGUGUUGUUCAUUUGACCAUGAUUGGAAGUAAAGAUCUUCCUCAUGGUGGUGUUGACUCAGAGGGUGAGAACUCCAGAAACAACCUCUCAAGACACAAUUUUGAGCCUAGAAAGGACUACCCAGAUGAAAAACUAGGAUACCCAGAAAACAAAGGUGUUGAAUUUCUCAGAGAUUCAAUGAUGGGUAGUGGUGGUGGUGGUGGAAGCUCAGGGUUUCAAGAACUCACCCUCAGCUACCUUUGUGAUAGCUCCAAAUUGAAUCUUGCUGAUCCUGGUGGUAAAAGCUUGCUGAAUUCCUUGACACACAAAGGUAAAGAGGUUGUUGUUUCUGAGGUUGCAAAUCAAGAUGGGAAAUGGGUGGAGAGAGAUUUUCUUAGCUUGAGUGAAACCAGAGAGGAUUCAUCAAAGCGAUCUCUUGAGGAAGAUGAUGUUGAGAGGGGGAGUAACAGGGAGAAGAAGCCAAAAAUGGAGACACUGAAUCUAUCUCUUGCUUUGCCUGAUGUGUCACUUUCUCUCACAGCUUCAAACGCCUUGCAGAACAUUGAUCAUCACCAACAACAACAACAACCUGUGAGGACUGUGCCUAAUAGGCCAUCAACUACACAUACUUCUUAUUCAAAUGAUUACACUGCAGCUUCUUUGUCUUACUCUUAUUCCCACCAAUUCUCACACAACCCAAGUUGCUCUCUCACCCGCAAUUCAACUGAGAAUUUUGAGUAUUCAAUGAGCAAAGAUAACCAAAUUUGGAAUUGUGGGGAAGGGACUAAUGGGUCUGUUCAUAGCAGGUUCAAGCCAGUAGGAGAUGGGGUUGGUUUCUCCAAUCAUGGUGGUGGUGUUCUCAGUUCUUUCAUGCAAGGUAAUAGUCAGUAUAAAACUAAUAGUUCAGAUACUCAUUCUUUUUUCCCUUCAGAAUUGCCUGCAAGACCAAGAUUUGAAGCUCAGUCAGGGGAUUCAAGGGGGAGGAAUUCUGAGAAUCUGAGAGUCUUGGAAAGCUUAGAUGGUGGGAAGAUGAGGAAAAUUUCUAGACCUGAGAGAAUUGUGAGGGAAAUUGUUUCAGAGUCUAUACCAGUCAUGGCAUUGACAAUUCCUGAGCUUACUGAUGAUGUCAUAGCAUCAACAAAGGAAUACUUGAAGAAUCUCAUUGAGAAGCCUGAGAAGAAAGAUGAAUUGGUUAGCCUUCAAAACAGGCUUGAGAGAAGAUCUGAUCUUACCAAGGAGACUCUUACAAAGUGUAGUAAAUUGCAAUUGGAGAUUUUAGUCACUGUGAAGAUGGGGUUGACAAGCUUCUUAUCUGGAAAAGUUCAUUUGUCUGAGAUGGUGGAGAUUUUCUUGUAUAGGAGAUGUAGAAAUGUGACCUGCAAGCACUUGCUUCCUGUUGAUGACUGUGACUGCAAGAUUUGCUCAGGGAACAAAGGGUUUUGCAGCUCUUGCAUGUGUCCUGUUUGUUUGAACUUUGAUUGUGCAAGCAACACUUGUAGUUGGAUUGGUUGUGAUGUUUGUUCUCACUGGUGCCAUGCUGCUUGUGGUAUUCAGAGGAACCUCAUCAAGCCUGGGCCUAGCUUGAAGGGGCCUUCAGGGACCACAGAGAUGCAGUUUCAUUGUAUUGGCUGUGGACAUGCCUCGGAAAUGUUCGGGUUUGUUAAAGAUGUGUUCUUGUGUUGUGCAAAGGAUUGGGGGCUUGAAACCUUGAUGAAAGAGUUUGACUAUGUGAGGAGGAUUUUCAGGGGAAGCGAAGAUCGCAAAGGGAAGGAAUUACAUUAUAAAACUGAUGACAUGCUGUUAAAGCUUCAAACUAAAAUGGUGUCUCCUUCAGAUGCCUCCAACUACAUCAUUCAAUUUUUCAGCUAUGCGGACAGCAUGCCGAAUUUUCCCGCUUCUGGUAUUUCCUCAAAGGAUUUGACAGCCUCUCAAGCUAACCUUCCAAAGGACACACCAUCUCUUUCAAAAUCUAACUCUCUAGUACCAAGCUACGCUUAUGACUUGAGCUAUUCGAGGUCACAUUCUGAUGCCGUGACCAAUGAUCUUCAUCAGAAAGACCUCAAAGCUUCCCUAUUAAGUGAAGCAAAAAGUGAUGCCGAUAUCCAAUUGGCGGCCUUAUUGAGAAGAGGCGGUGUUGAGAAUUUGGAGAGCAUCGUGCGGAUAAAGGAGGCCGAAGCCAAAAUGUUCCAAACCAAGGCGGACGAAGCAAGGAGAGAGGCAGAAGGGUUCCAGAAGAUGAUCAGGACAAAGACUGCACAGAUGGAGGAUGAGUAUGCUGCAAAGCUUGGUAAACUCUGUUUGCACGAUACUGAGGAAACGCAGAGGAAGAAACUGGAUGAGGUGAAAGUCUUGGAGAGUUCCUAUGUUGAUUAUUAUAAAAUGAAAAAGAGAAUGCAAGAUGAGAUUGACGGUUUGUUGCAGAGAAUGGAGGCAACAAAGCAGCAAUGGGUUUGAAUUUGAUUAUUUUUUGCUGUUUUUCUUGUGUUUUCGAGGAUGCUGCUAAAAAUGUGUGUAAUUUAUUGAUCUGAUUAUAUGGUGUUCUGGUUGUUUCCAGAAUCAAUUAUUUUCAAUUGUAAAAUCGAAGUUUUUGGCAUUUAA